This is a messenger RNA of Stegostoma tigrinum, 2771 nucleotides long. RefSeq names its product solute carrier family 10 member 2 (gene slc10a2). NCBI's taxonomy places the organism in Eukaryota, Metazoa, Chordata, Chondrichthyes, Orectolobiformes, Stegostomatidae. Gene Ontology annotation, biological process: bile acid and bile salt transport. The record is from RefSeq and is a predicted model, not a curated record. The transcript is spliced from 7 exons. Gene Ontology annotation, molecular function: bile acid:sodium symporter activity. Gene Ontology annotation, cellular component: apical plasma membrane. The coding region runs from base 152 to 1405 and encodes 417 amino acids.
CUUCGUCAGAUACACUUUCAUGACCUGCUGCACCACAACACAUCCACCUAUUGAAAGGUGCGGACUGAAUUGAUAUGUUGUUUCUUGAAAAAACUCACGUCGAGCCAUUCAAUCAUUUAACAGUACAUUUGGAGCUGUGCUGUAUGCUGCUAUGGUGAACAACUGGUCAAAGGGCUGUGGACCUGAAAAGACGGGAGAAGACCUGGCUAUGGAGACGAUGAAAAACUUUACAAUGAUUUAUUCGUUCUGUCCUGAACAUGCCACCAACUGCAAUGACACAUCCUGUCUAUUGCCUAUUGACAAUUUUAACCAGUCUAUGAGCCUUAUUUUAAGUACUGUGCUGACAAUCCUGUUGGCAUUGGUGAUGUUUUCCAUGGGUUGUAAUGUUGAAGCCAAAAAGCUUUGGGGCCAUAUUAAGAAACCAUGGGGAAUUUGCGUGGGCUUUCUUUGUCAGUUCGGCAUUAUGCCCCUCACUGCCUUUCUGUUGUCAACGGCCUUUCAAAUACAUCCUGUCCAAGCAGUGGCAGUAUUAAUAAUGGGAUGUUGUCCGGGUGGAACUGGCUCAAACAUUAUGACUUACUGGAUGGAUGGAGACAUGGAUCUUAGCAUAAGUAUGACAACAUGCUCAACAGUACUGGGGAUGGGAAUGAUGCCUCUUUGCCUUUUCAUUUACACUAAAACCUGGGUGGACACAGAUUUCAUCCAGAUCCCUUACGACAGCAUAGGUAUUACUCUUGCAAGCCUGCUAAUUCCUGUUGCUGUUGGGGUUUAUAUGAACUAUAGGUGGCCACAAAAGGCCAAGCUCAUAUUGAAGAUUGGUUCUAUCACUGGAGCAUUUCUCAUAAUUGCUACAGCUGUGACUGGAGCCCUGUUGUACAAAGGUUCCUGGGCAACAUCACCGUCCCUGUGGAUCAUUGGAACAAUCUAUCCAGCUAUUGGAUAUGCACUCGGAUUUAUUUUGGCUCGCAUUGCUGGCCAGCCUUGGUUCAGAUGUCGUACUGUAGCUUUAGAGACUGGCGCACAGAAUACUCAACUCUGCACAACGAUUGUUCAGCUCUCCUUUUCACCUGAACAGCUUGUGCUCAUGUUCACAUUUCCACUGAUCUACAGUGUUUUUCAAAUAGCAUUUGCAGCUAUAAUGAUUGGAUUUUAUCAACUGUACAAACGAUAUGCCAAAAGCACCACGGAUGAUUCUUCAGAGUGUGUAAAUGAUGAGGAGAAAGCUAACACAGCUAAUGCUUUUACAAAUGGAGGAUUUCACGCAGAUGAGAAAUUACCAGGUGAUGUUUUAUCAAACGACACUUCCCAUUUGAAAGAGAAGUGCCAAAAUGGCAUUUUGAAAGGAGGGCGCUCAACGGAAGAGAAGGUAUCAAAUGGUGUCUUGGACACAAGUACCAACCUAUGAAGAUUUUGAUCGUCGUUGAACAUGUUCUUAUUGUCGAGGCCAUUUGGGAUUUACCUUUAUCAAUGUUAAUGGCAGCGUUUUAUUUUCGAAAAGAACUUAAAACAAAACCUGCACACACUAAUCAUCGGUUAUUCACAAAAUGUCCUGUUUUGUGCAACUUCCGUUUCUAAUCUUGCAUGCAAGAGGGAAGAAUAGAGGUGGAAUUACCGCGCACCCCCCCACCCCGCCCUUCCCUACCUCCACCACCAAAAGCAGUAGUUCUCAAACUGUGGUGUGACCCAAACAAUUCAAUGCAGCAAAAGGGUCCUAAUUCCUAAACUAUUGCCAUUCCCAGUCAUGUCUGAGCACUUCCAUUAUUUUCAGAGCAUUAGUAUAACAGCGUAAGAGUCAGAAAAAAGUCAAUCAAAUAAAACUGAGAGUGAGCUUGAAACAGAAAGAAAAGCAGAUGAUAGGGAAAAGACCAGUGAAGAAUAGUGUCUGCCACCUGUACAGAUAUCUGUGCGUGUGUGUGUGCACGUGCGUGUGCCCAUGUGUUUUAAGACACUAGAUAUGAUUCUGCAGGACACUGCCAAAAAACAUGUUCGAGAAUCAUUCAUUAUAGUUAUGAAGACAAAUGCAGUCUCGUCGGCAAUACUUUACCAGAUAGCAGCAGGUGAUUCUAACUGCCUGCUACUUUUUAUAUGUAUUUUCAAAAAUCACACACAGAUAUGAAAACUUAUAAUAAAUAUGCAAAAAUUUGAUAAAUUAUGAAAACAAUGCCCUAUAAUGCCAUUACAUGAUCAUUUCUUGCACUGUAAUUUCUGCAUGUUGGACCAAAUGAUGAAGGAAAUAAAAGUGCUUUGAGGCAAACAGCUACUGAUUUGACAGCAUGUAGCAAGAAAAUGUAAGCUCCCCACUUCUGACAUGAAGGAAGUACAAGGCACUUAUCUAACUUUAGACCAGUACUGAAACAAAACUAUGUUGUCAAGGUUAAUUUUAACGAUGUCAAAACAGUUUGUACACUUUGAAACUGAACAUUUACCUAGGAGAUAUGAUUACAAUCCUGCUUUUUGUUACUCAGCCUCAUGACGUUACAAAAAUGUAAUACUGCAAAGUAAUAAAAUCAAUUUAAAUUGGAGUUGACUGUGCAUGGAAGAGCUGAGUUAUGAUACACUGUGUGCCAGAAUACUAUUUUGAUAAUAGCAAUGAAAAAAUGGCAACAUUCUUGCAAACAUAAUCAAUAAGAAUACAACAAUCAUAAAAAAGGUGAUUUUGGAAACUGAAGCUGAAUUUUAAACUAAAUUAGAUUUUAAAAUCAGGAGAGGUGGUGUUUUCAGGGAUAACACCCAACUUUUGAAAAUGUAACAGAUGAGUAAAACUUAUAACA